This is a messenger RNA of Blastomyces dermatitidis ER-3, 3613 nucleotides long. RefSeq names its product cell wall anchored protein. Lineage: Eukaryota; Fungi; Ascomycota; Eurotiomycetes; Onygenales; Ajellomycetaceae. The record is from RefSeq and is a predicted model, not a curated record. The transcript has 3 exons. The coding region runs from base 942 to 3041 and encodes 699 amino acids. Gene Ontology annotation, molecular function: protein binding.
CAUACAUACAAUGUACACCUCCUUCCCCUGUUCAGAGAGUUUUUAUGCUUUAAAAAGCCAUACAAACAACUGUGGAACUGAUUUGAGCCGGCAAUCUCUGUGUCUAUAUCACGUGAUAUGGUUUCGAGCCCCGAGGAUCCUCACCACCACCUGCGAGUCCUUGCGUUCGUUUUGCUCAAGCAACAUCCUGGUAGUUAAAGAAUCCACCAACAAAGUGCAUGAUGAUGCCGGACGAAGACGAACCAAUUGCUUGGGAAUAUACUGUUUAUUGCCGACUUGCCAAGCGCUGCCGGUUGGCGCGUUACGUAUCUUGCUGCGGGGAGUCAGCAAGGAACGGCUGGUUAAACUCCUCUAUUCCUACGAUGUACGGAGUAGCAUGGAAGAAGUUUCUUUGUUUCUCAACCUAUGGACGACGAUACAUACAGAAUUUCGGCGGUUGUACGUUGGCUUACUCCAUUAUCCGUUCAGAUUCUUUAUGCCAACUCCAGAGACCUAUUAUUCAUGAUUACUCUCAUUAUUAUUAUUAUUACUUUCUGAUCGGUGAUCACACGGUCCCGUUUCGGUCAGGUCAAGCGUUUUUUUGGCCGUUUGAAGCUACUGGCCAAUCCCGGCACAAUCCCUAGGUUUUUGUCGACUUGGGAGGCCGGCGGAGAGUGAGACAUUCUCAGACCUGGGACAUUCAACAUUUAUUCGCUCUUUCCACCCCCCCCCCCCCUCCUCCUCUUCCUCUAAUAUCCUUACAUUUCUGAUUUCUUUAUUAUUCAAUAAAUAAUUGGAUUUGUUUGAACUUUCCGGGGUUUGUUUUUUCUUUUUGCGUUGGGUGAUGAGUAACUGAGCGAGAGCGAACAUACUAAUAUAGUAGUAAUCAGUGGUCGGGUUAGAUUCAAGAAUCCGACUCUUUCGAUAGGAUACCCCAGGGGAUUUUGUAUUCCCGAUGAUAGAUGAUGCCUCUCGCUUAUUUCCUUUCCCAUCUAUCGAUGCCUCGAUUGUCGCUGCGGUUUCUUUCUUUCGCGCUUUUUACUUAUUUCCUUGUUCAUAAUGACCAUUCUUACGGGGUCGGGGUGAUGGGUGUGGCGGCGAGGGCUGCGACACCGAACUCGGAUCGAAUAUAUAGCCGGGUGGGUAGAGACAGGAUCUUUAGGCGCGAGGAUACACCGACGGAUGUUUGCAAGCGAUGGUCUCAACAAACAGCAGUGGUCAAUGGGACACUGUAUAGUUUUGGAGGACGGUCCAUGACCGAUUCAAGUCAAAAAGAUAACACGUGGAACAAUGACUUUAUGACCCUCGAUUUAAAAACCACUUGGGAUAUAUCGGCUCCCAAACUUACCGGCCUCCCCCGACUAUCCGGGCCCCCACCAGUGUCAAACGGAUACCUUUGGAAUUCCCUCGAAUCCUUGUAUCUAUAUGGCGGAGAGUACUCCGAUAAUCCACGGGACUUCCCUACGGCAUUCAGUUUAUGGGAGUACCACAUUCCGUCGUCGAGCUGGAAGGAACAUAAAAAUCCCCGUACUUCUCGGGGGAGCAAUUCCAAUGCCGGUGAUCGGCCUGUUCAGCGGUCUGCGGAAGGCGCAGGCAUUACGGUUCUGGAGUUGGGAAGGGGCUUCUAUUUUGGAGGGCAUUUGGAUGGAUACACGACUGAGGGCUGGGACCUCUCCGUCCCACGAGUAUAUCUGAAGUCGUUCAUCGAGUAUACGUUCCCUGGCUUUAUGAACAACGAUGUAGAAAGUUUAAAAGGAGAUAAACCUGCCGGAUCGAAUGGUGCCUGGCGAAAUAUCACCGAGGGUGGACUCCAAGAAUCUGCCGGAUUUACUGAAAGGGCUGAUGGAGUCUUGGUAUAUGUGCCUGGAUUUGGAAAACAUGGGGUUAUUCUGGGUCUGGCUGGUGGGACCAAUGCGACAUUCACCCAAAUGAAUGUUAUCGAUGUCUAUGACAUUGAAACUUCCAUGUGGUACAAACAAGCAACAAGCGGAGAGACGCCAGCGAUCCGAGUUAAUCCGUGCGCAGUUGCUGCGUCCGCAGCAGAUGGAAGCAGCACUCAGGUGUAUCUAUAUGCUGGGCAAAACCUAAUUCCGUAUGGAGAACAGAUCCAGUACGACGACAUGUGGAUCCUCAGCAUCCCCAGCUUCACGUGGAUCAAAGUCAACACGAAUGGCCAGUCCGUUCCCCCAGCCCGAGCAGGACACACGUGCAAUAUCUGGAAUUCUCAAAUCAUCGUGAUGGGCGGCUACGUGGGGCAAGACCUGACCUGCGACAGUCCCGGCAUUUACAUCUUCGACGCAUCCACAUUACAAUGGAAAACGCAAUACGUUGCGCUGGAAGGGGCCAACUACCUGAACCAACAAGACUCCCAAAAGCAUGACAUGAGAGGCCUGAGCGGUAGCUAUGGCUAUAAGGUCCCCAAGGCCGUCCAAAAGGUCAUCGGCGGCGAUGACCAGGGGCGUGCAACGGUAACUAAACCCGCAACGGCAGCCACAGGAGGGCCCAUGGCAACAGGGAAACCCAUCACAUACACCGUGACGAACCCGGAUGGCUCCGUAACCACCCACACCAGCUUACCGGGCCAGGGCCGGGGGGGAGGACCCAACGUAGCGGCCAUAGCCGCCGGCGUUGUCGCGGGGUGCCUAUUCAUCCUCGCCAUCUAUCUCGGAUUCUGCAUCUUCGUCUACCGCCGCCAGCUAGCGCUGUACAAGAGCCACAUCGCCGCCGUCCAGCGCUCGCCAACCAGCAGUCGCAUCGCGCUCAACGGCGACAAAUUCGGAGCUUCCUUCGUUCCUCUCUCUUCCUCUGAGAAUACUGGUAGCGCACGGCACAUGUCGUUCAGCGAGACCGGGUCGAACGUAACUGCUGCCUUUGGGGCGGGAGGAGGGACGCAGCCGGGCUAUCGCGGGUUUACGGGAGAUUUUCGACCGUCCAGCGGACCCGCUGGGGGGUUGGGGAGUGCGUAUAGCAGUACGGACGACCUGCUUGCUGGGCAGGAGCCGACAUUUUUGGGGGUGAUGUUGAAUCCUCGGCGGAGUUUGAGGGUUAUUAAUAAGGAUUGAACUUCUUUUCCCCUGUUUUUUUUUUUUUUUUUUUUUUUUUUUCUCUUUUAAUAUGCGGUCAUAGCUAAUAUGGUAUAUCUAUUGUGUGCAUGGUUUUGUAUUUGUGCUAUGUUUCUUUUUUUGCAUGCAUGCGGGCGUUGGUCGGUUUAUUCUUUUUUAUCCUUUGCGUCAUAAUGAUUUUUGUUUUCCGUAUCAUGAUGCCGUUUUGCAUGUUUUCCAUUUCUCUCUGUGCUAUGGCUAAUUUUCUCGUUCUUGUUCUUUCCCACUUGCUCGUCUUUUUUUACUUUACACGUGUUUUCAAACAUGCAUGUAAAAAGUUCCCCUUUUUUUGACCUGUCGUUUCAUCGUACAGUUAAUAAUACCCCGAUCUUGUGUCGUCAUGCGGAUUCCUCUCUUUAUUUCAUCGAAAGUUGAAUUUUUCUUUUUUUAAUUUUUUUUUUUCCUCUUUUCUUGUAUCUAUCUAUCUACCUUGCUCUUGCUGUCUGCAAGGAUGAUGAAAGACGAUAAUCAAUAUAAUAAUAGUUACAGUUGGUACUUAAUUUAUACAUUCCCUCCAACAACCUGCACCUUUG